UGAUUUUUAUCUGAAAAAGUAAUAUUGUUUGUCGGAUUUGUAGGGUCUGGAGAUUGAAACUACACGUGCAGAAAUCUAUGGAGAGAAGGUAACAAAACUAUCUGUUGCGUCGGGAGGAGUCUUCUCGAUGACAGGCCAGACCGGAAAGUCAAAAUGGAAUAACAAACGAAUUUGUUCCUUCAUCAGCCACGCGACUAUCAUCUCUAAAAAUCAACUCUUUUUCAUCUUUCCGCAUUUUUACUUUGCUUUAUCUCUCACUGCCACAAAAUUGACCCAUUUCCGCAAAGGGAUAAGCUCGGUUCCAGAGUGAUAUAAAUUGCUCCGGAUUGGGUUUUCUGUGAUGAAAAAAACCAAUGAUAUUGAUGGGUGUGUUCCCCUUUGAGCAAAGUUAGUGACUUGCAGAGGCGGUGGCAGGGAAUCGAAGGAUGAGCGCAGAGGACGAUGACUCAGAGGGGAAAAGAUUGAAACUUCGGCAACAGAAGGUGUUAAAUUGUGGUGUGAAGAAUUUUCAGCGCGAUCUGGUGGCUGGGGCGUUGAUGGGCGGUGUGGUGCACACGAUUGUUGCCCCAAUCGAGAGGGCGAAGCUGUUGCUGCAGACUCAGGAGAGCAAUUUGGCCAUUGUGGCGAGUGGGCGUCGCAGAUUCAAGGGCAUGUUUGAUUGCAUAGCCCGUACGGUCAGGGAAGAAGGCAUUCUCUCUUUGUGGCGAGGCAAUGGCAGCAGUGUUAUUCGUUACUAUCCUUCAGUGGCCCUCAAUUUCUCUCUCAAGGAUCUUUACAAAACCAUUUUAAGGGGUGGAAAUUCUAGUGAAAAUAAUCUUUUGCCAGGUGCCACUGCAAAUUUCGUGGCUGGUGCUGCAGCCGGUUGCACAACACUUGUACUGGUGUACCCUCUUGACAUAGCACACACGCGGCUUGCUGCAGACAUUGGAAGUACUGAAGUGCGCCAAUUUCGAGGGAUUUUCCAUUUCUUGGCUACCAUAUUCCACAAGAAUGGCGUUCGUGGAAUCUACAGGGGCCUUCCUGCAUCUCUUCAAGGGAUGGUGGUACACAGGGGCCUAUAUUUUGGAGGCUUCGAUACCAUGAAAGAGUUAUUGUCUGAAAAAUCAAAACCUGAGUUGGCGUUGUGGAAGCGUUGGUUUGUAGCUCAGGCAGUGACAACCUCUGCAGGGUUGAUAUCUUACCCGUUAGACACGGUUCGUAGGAGGAUGAUGAUGCAAUCUGGCAUGGAACAGCCAGUGUAUGAUAGCACCCUUGAUUGCUGGAGGAAGAUGUACAGGACUGAAGGGGUGUCUUCAUUUUACCGUGGUGCAGUUUCUAAUAUGUUUAGGAGCACAGGAGCAGCUGCUGUCUUAGUGUUGUAUGAUGAGGUUAAGAAAUUUAUGAACUGGGAAAGUUUCUAGCAGCACCAACGUUCGUUGAUUUCAUUUUGAUACCAGAGACUCAACUUCAAUACGUCAACAUGUUAUGAACCUUGAGGCUUAGGAUAGUUUUGUGAGGCACAAAUGAGCUCCAUUACAGUUCUUUAGUAAUGCCUCUUUCAUGGCAUUCCAACUCAAAGGCCAUGCCUUUGAUAUACUAAUUUUCCUCUGUAGUUUUCUGGACAGUGAAAGAUCAGAAAUCAGAAACGAUGAGAGGGGAUUUAGAUUCGUAACACAAAUCUUAUUCAUUGUUCUUUGUCUAAUUUUCAAAUACCAGAUGUCUGCAAUACUGAAUUAGCACAACUCUGCCACAGUUUAACAAU
This is a messenger RNA of Vigna unguiculata (cowpea), 1741 nucleotides long. RefSeq names its product Mitochondrial substrate carrier family protein (gene PM-ANT). Gene Ontology annotation, biological process: mitochondrial ADP transmembrane transport; mitochondrial ATP transmembrane transport. The record is from RefSeq and is a predicted model, not a curated record. Gene Ontology annotation, cellular component: mitochondrial inner membrane. Lineage: Eukaryota; Viridiplantae; Streptophyta; Magnoliopsida; Fabales; Fabaceae. Gene Ontology annotation, molecular function: ATP:ADP antiporter activity.